AUGGUUAUUCAUUUUAAUCGUCUUGGUUAUAUAAAUCCAUCAACAAAUAUUUAUUGUAAAUGGUGGACAUUUCUUGAAUAUUCUCUUAAUGGUAUCAAUGAAAUGUUAAUGGCAACAAUAUCAAUUCAACGACAUAUUCUUAUUUUUCAUUCAACUUUAUUCAAUAAUCGAUUAAAUCGAUAUAUUUUUCAUCAUUUACCCCUUUUGAUUUGUAUUAUUUAUCCAAUAAUUUUUUAUAUAAUAAUUAUUUUAUUUGAUAGUUGUGAUGGAACACAAUGGAAUUUCUAUGCAAAUAUUUGUGGAUUGGCAAAUUGUUAUAUGGUUUAUGAAAAAUCUUUAGCAACAUUUGAUUGGAUAUUUAAUAAUGGUUUUCCAAUCAUUGUUAUCAUUUUUGCAGAUAUAACUUUAAUUAUUCGAGUAAUUCGACAAAAACUUCGUCGACAUGGAUCAAUUUCUUGGAAAAAACAAAGACGAAUGACAAUACAAUUAUUAAGUGUAUCAUGUCUUUAUAUGAUUGCUUGGUUUCCAGGAAUAAUUGUUGCAACAAUUCAAUAUUUAAUUUCACCAACAUUUCUUUUAGAUAUUCAAGUUGAAUAUAUUUUUUAUUUAACAUAUAUCAUUUGUUUAUUUAUUCCUUGGAUUUCUUUGGGAUUAUUUCCCGAAUUUAUCAAAUGGAUUUGGAAGAUAAUUACAUCUCGAUCAAUGCCCAAUAAUGUGAUCAAAUCAAUAAAAUAA
Molecule: messenger RNA, 735 nt
Organism: Adineta ricciae
Lineage: Eukaryota; Metazoa; Rotifera; Eurotatoria; Adinetida; Adinetidae
Source: the annotation of a GenBank genome assembly